AAAACAUUGUGCUACGCUAUGCACUUGUGAAGUCAACCCUGGCAUGUACUGUUUUUCUCUCUCUUUCCUCUCACCCCUCUCUUAUCUACUCACCCCCUAUCUCAUUUCUUCUCUGUAUUAGUUUUUAAAACCAACGCGCGCAGUUUUAGUGAUACAACAACACCACGUUUAGUAGCCAAACGUCGCCCAAAUAAUGUUUUUAUACGCCGAAGUAUAAGUGAAAGUACAAAUAGCUAAAGCUACACGAGCUCACUGAAAUACGACGCGAGAAAGAUUUUGGGGACAAGAUAUCCUUCAUGUUGUGACAUACCAGUGAUGGGGCAGAAUCACACCCGGUGACAUGGCUUGUACAAGGCAAUCCGCUUUAGAGUACAUUCAAAAUGGAAGGAGACUCCUUGUUGAAAGGCUCCAGAAUCUGUCCCUCAUUGUGGAAAACCUGUUCCAGCGCAAGGUUCUUCAGGAGGAGGAAGUCAGUAAAAUUCAGGCAGAAGUUGACCGUUUUGACCAAACCAGAAAAAUACUGGACUGGGUCACGGCCAAAGGAGAAGCUGCAUGCUACGAGUUACUGAUGAUUCUAGACAUCACAAGGAAGAGGACCUUAGACAACGCUGACUUACAGCAAUGGAUCAGCUGCUUCCCCUUCAAGGAAGACCCAGAGAUGUCAGACUACCUUGUUGGUUCAAAACCCUGUCACAGAUAUCAGUCACAGCUGAAAUGUAAAGCUCGAAAGAUCACAGAGGCUGCAUGGAGACAAAGCUGUAGUCUCCUACCAGAGAGGUGUAGAAAUGAGGUGACUUUCUCUUACACUCCUCUUGUGUUAGAUACAGACGUGCCUUCAUCUCUCUCUAAAAUCGAAACGAAGAGCAAAAGAUGCAAGAAAGCUCGCCCUAAAAAGCUAAAGAGCUUCAUCCCCGUGGCCAAACAGGAAACAUCCCCGACUGACCUGCUUAAAACACCCAAGAGAAGGAUCCUCUUAGUUGGAAAACCUGGAAUUGGAAAGACAGCAGUCGCCCAUCAAAUGUUGAACCUCUGGGCACAGAAAGAUCACAGAGAACUAGAUUACAUGUUUUACUUUGAUGUGAGAGACAUUUCACCCAGCACACAUCCCAUGAGACUGGAGGACCUUCUCUUUAACAUGUACAGUGAGCCAGAAGAAAGUAGAGAAGAAGUGUUACAGGAUAUUAAGAAGAACUCUGAAAACGUUGUCAUCAUUUUUGAUGGAAUCACAGACCUCUCCUCUCAUUCGGUGAUAAAGAAACUUGUGGACAAGGACCUCCUCCUUGAUGCAAAGAUUGUGAUCACAUGCAGACCAGAGGUUCCAUCAGGAGACUUCCUGACAGACUGGCUCUCGUUCAGAGUGGAGGUGAAAGGGUUCAGUAAUGAGUCCAUCCGGGCUUACUUAACAAAGAUGUUGAGUGCUGAGCCUAACCCUACGCCAAACCAUGAUUCCUUGAGCAUUGUGUUAAACAACCUAGAGUUGUUCAGUCUGUGCCAUGUCCCGAUGUAUGCAUUGAUGGUGGUUGCCUGCAUGUAUUAUUCCACCCAAGAGGCUUCUAAGCAGCCAUGGCCUACAACUAAGAUGUACAUCAACAUCCUCCGUUACUGCAUCCUAAAACACAGUGGCAAACAGAUGAAUGAUCUCGACAAGUGUCUCGCAGAAAACAGAGAAAGAAUAUUGUCUUUAGCAGAAAUGGCUUUCGAUGCAACACAGCAAAAAACGAUGAACUUGACAGAACUGAGCUACGAAGUAAGCAGUGUCCAGUUUUCUUUCUUGAGGGCUCUUAUGAUUAUGGUUGAGCCCACAGUAUCAGACACUUACUCUGCAUUUCUCCAUUACACAAUGCAGGAGUUCUUUGGUGCCCUUUGGCUCUUACAGAAUCCAGACAAAAUCAGAGAUGUUCUACAGAAGUGCCAGACUGAAGAAUGGAAACACACAAAACACAUGGUUCCUUUCAUGUGUGGGCUUCUGAAUGAGAGGAAUAUUCGAUUGGUAAAUGGUCUAGUUCCAGCUCAACAGAUCAAGAAGACAUCAGAUUGGUUCUUCAAGGAAGUGGUAAACACAUUUCUUCCACUUCAAACAAACCAAGAUCAUGCAGAAGGUGGUGCUCCUGAGUUUGAGAGAGAUCUUCUGUUUUUAUGUCAGUGCUUGUAUGAAUCUCAGUCUACUGAGGCCUGUUUGCUUCUUCUGGACAAACUGGACUACACUCUAGACCUGGAUGAAGAACAUCUUGAUCCUCACCAGUGCUGUGCAGUCUCCUAUAUGAUCAGUCAGUCUGCAGAGAGAAAGGUUGACUUGGACCUGAACAGCUGCACUGUGUCAGACCAAGGACUAAGGCUGAUACUGGGCUCUCUGAAGAACGUCCGAUAUCUCAGAUCUGACCCAUCAAUGCUGUGUCAACUCUGGACAACUUUGCUGCGCAGUGAGGCAGACAUUGACUUCACUAGCUUACUUGGGCUCUGUGGAAAUGAGUUGCACCUUCCAUUCCAGGGUGAAAGACGAGUUUUUGUGAGAGCAGAAGAAGUGAUGAAGCAGAGCCUAGAGAGGGUUAACCUCUGUCUACACUGGGAUCGGAGAACUCUUCUCAGUGAGGCUCUCAGCAAGACCAUUUUAAAGUGUUUAACACAUAUCAACAAACUCCAUUUUACCCCACUACAAGAUCAGAGAGAAUCCCCUGAAAAACUAGAGAAAGAAGAGAAAGCAGUCCUACUAGAUUUGUGUCUACAAGCAGGAUUAUGUCACAGAGAAACGUUCCAGGGUGCUGUGAACACACUGCUGUCACUGUUCUCUGUGUAUCAAACUGAAAGAUAUGACAUCUUGCUGGAUCUGUACUCACAUGUGAAGUACAAUAGGAAACAAGCAGGCAGAAGUAUCCUUCCAUCAUUGAGACCACUUUACCAGCCAGCUCCUGCAGUCUGGUUCAUAGAUCUCUCAGAGAGAAAGGUCUCCCUCCUCCUAGAAGUGCUGAAACUCCAACCAGAGAAGAAAUCAGUAGAGCUGAAAGGCUGGUCAGAUGAAGAGAGUGAAGUGAGGAGUUUCCUUCAGUGUCUGCCCUACAUCUCACAACUGAGGUUUGCUCCACCACAGGAUCAGAUAGGAUCCCCUGAAGAGUGGAGAAAGAGAGAGAAGACAUUCCUACUGAAUCUGUGUCUUCAAGCAGCCCUCCAUGAGAGAGAAACCAUACAAACAACUGUAGAGAAAGUGUUGUCACUGUCUGAAGUUUAUCACGAUCAGAAAUGGGAGCUCCUGCUGCAUCUGUACUCUCACGUGAAGGACUAUGAGACUCAAACAGGCAGGAGUGUCCUUCCAGCAUUACAGACAGUUUACCAGUCAGCUCCUGCAGUCUGGUGCAUAGACCUCUCAGAGAGAAAGGCUUCCCUCCUCCUUGAAGUGCUGAAACUCCAACCAGAGAAGAAAUCAGUAGAGCUGUGGGACUGGUCAGAUGAAGAGAGUGAAGUGAGGAGUUUCCUUCAGUGUCUGCCCUACAUCUCACAACUGAGUUUCUGUCCAUGGUGGUCUGAUCCCUCAAAGCUGAUCAAGUUCCUGGUGGGUCUCCUGUCUCAAGCAGCAGAGUGGGAGGAGCAGUCAGGAGAGAAGACACUGAAGCUGGUAUCAUCAGUGUGUACUUACAGAACCUUCCCUUUCUGUGACGGGGAUGAUGAGGAUGAGUGGUUUCAAUGUGAUCUCCUGCUGGAUCUGUACUCACAUGUGGAGGACUAUGAGACUAAAACAGGCAGGAGUGUCCUUCCAGCAUUACAGCCACUUUACCAGCCAGCUCCUGCAGUCUGGUUCAUAGAUCUCAGAAAGAGAAACGUCUCCCUCCUCCUAGAAGUGCUGAAACUCCAACCAGAGAAGAAAUCAGUAGAGCUGUGGGACUGGUCAGAUGAAGAGAGUGAAGUGAGGAGUUUCCUUCAGUGUCUGCCCUACAUCUCACAACUGAGGUGAGUCUGAACAUGUGUGGUGGUUAGUGAUUAUGUGAUGCUAGUGAUUAUUGUCUUUUAGAAACCUGGUAAAUAUAAAAGUUCAAAUGUUGGUGAAUCUGGUAACAUUUAUACUCAGAUUUCCUGAAUGAACAUGUUGCAUUAAGAAAUGUCACACAU
Molecule: messenger RNA, 4098 nt
Organism: Oncorhynchus mykiss (rainbow trout)
Lineage: Eukaryota; Metazoa; Chordata; Actinopteri; Salmoniformes; Salmonidae
Source: RefSeq, a predicted model, not a curated record